Zophobas morio is the source of this 1097-nucleotide messenger RNA. RefSeq names its product carnitinyl-CoA dehydratase-like. The record is from RefSeq and is a predicted model, not a curated record. Gene Ontology annotation, molecular function: catalytic activity. Lineage: Eukaryota; Metazoa; Arthropoda; Insecta; Coleoptera; Tenebrionidae. Bases 163 to 1041 code for a protein of 292 amino acids. The transcript is spliced from 4 exons.
UUAAAAAACAAUUAGUUUCGUUUAUCCUUUAAACAUAUUUUUAGUUCAACUGCCCCAACAAAAACAACUUAAUCUCGAGGUUAUGUUUUGCAAACAAAGUGACAAGUGAUAAAAGUACAAAGUUCGUGAAUAUAUAUAAAAACUAUGUGAUAAAGCAGUUGAAUGGCUCGAAGAAUCACCACCUUAAUGAUGCGACAAUACAGCACAGCCCCCAAAACGAUCCUGACCGAAAAACUCGGCGAAAUCGUCACAAUCGGCAUAAACCGGCCCGAGAAACGCAACUGCGUGGACCCCAGCACCGCGAGACAGCUCAGCAAAGCGAUCGAAGACUUCGAAAACGAUGACAGCCUCCGGGUGGCAGUUCUCUACGGAAACGGGGGCAACUUUUGCGCUGGGUUUGACUUGAAAGCGUUGUCCGAAAUGGACGCAAGCCCUGACGCCGGUAUUCACGAAGAGGGACAAAUGGGGCCAACGCUUCGCUAUAUUAAAAAACCGAUGGUGGCUGCGGUGAGCGGGUAUGCAGUGGCAGGGGGUUUAGAGUUGGCUUUAAUGUGCGACUUACGCGUGAUGGAAGAGAACGCCGUCAUGGGUGUGUAUUGUCGAAGAUUUGGGGUGCCUUUGAUGGACGGGGGCACCGUUAGGCUGCAAGCCAUGGUGGGGUUGUCCAGAGCGAUGGAUUUAAUUUUGACGGGUCGCUCCCUCGGUGCCAAAGAAGCGCUGGAGUGGGGGGUUGCAAACAGGAUUGUCGCUUGCGGUACAGCUCUAGGACAGGCGAUUCAACUCGCCGCUUCCUUGACUAAAUUUCCGCAGCAGUGUAUGUUGACUGACAGAACGUCCACUUACAACGCGGCUUUUAAUUCCGCUUAUCAUGAUCUACUUAAGUAUGAGCAGACCAAUGGCUUAAAAGUGGUUGCUUCUGAGUCGAUUCCCGGGGCCAAAAAGUUCGUGAGUGGAGUAGGACGGCACGGGAAAUCUACCAAUUUAAGAGAAAAAGAUCUAAAGACGUGGGAAAAGGAGUUUGAAACUAAAAGCAAGCUGUAAAAUUUAUUUGUAAAUAUGAAAAAUAGUGUAAGGAAUAAAAAGUACUGUUUUAAAUA